AUGCCAUAUCUCAGCACACUGUGUGUGUACUACUUUUUGAUGCUUCUGAGCCCAGUUUUGACAAAUACCAUCACCGAAGACAUAGAGGUUUUGGUGUUUUUGCCACAAAAUAAUUCCUACCCAUUUUCACACACCAGAGUGUCACCGGCGAUCCUUUACGCGCAGCAGAGGCUGAAGACAGACGGAGGACAGUACUCCGGGUUCCGCUUCAACAUCCACUUUGAGAACUCCAACUGUUUCAAUGAUGCUCUGUUUGUGUUAGUGGACAGGUCGUGCGGGCGCAAGCCGGAUCUGAUUCUGGGUCCGGUGUGCGAGUACGAGGCUGCGGCGGUGGUGAGGCUGGCAUCCCACUGGGACAUCCCGGUGAUCUCGGCAGGUGCCCUGGCCGCCGGCUUCAGCAACAAGAACGCCGAGUACUCCCACCUGACCCGCAUCGCUCCGUCCUACGUGAAGAUGGCAGAGACGUUCACCGCGGUGUUCGAGCACUUCAGCUGGAGGAGCGCGCUGCUGGUCUACGAAGACGACAAGGAGGAGCGGAACUGCUACUUCACUCUGGAGGGGGUCUAUCAUCUGAUGGCCGACUUUAACAUCAAGACCUAUGCUGUUUCCCAAGAGGAUCGCCUGGACACCGACGACAUCCUCCAAAACAUCCAUGACACCGAAGUGGUGAUCAUGUGCAUGGGAGCAGACAAAAUACGAGAGAUCAUGCUGGCUGCACACAGACGACGGUUGACCAAUGGCAAUUAUAUUUUCUUCAAUGUUGAACUCUUCAAUGCCUCUUCCUAUGGCAAUGGCUCGUGGAAGAGAGGGGAUAAAUAUGACAACGAUGCGAGGCAGGCCUUUGCUUCUCUGAACAUUGUGACACUGCUCAGGACAGUCAAGCCCGACUUUGAAAACUUCUCAGUGGAAAUGAAAAAGGCUGUCGAAAAAGCUGGCUUUCUUGACUGCAAAGACUGCGGAAAUGUCAAUAUGUUUGUUGAGGGAUUCCAUGAUGCCAUGUUGCUGUAUGCCAUCGCCUUGCAUGAAGCCAUGAAAAAUGGAUACAGUAAAAACAACGGAUCAGAGAUCACCUCACGCAUGUGGAACAGAACUUUUGAAGGAAUCGCUGGCCAGGUAUCUAUGGAUGUCAAUGGUGACAGAAAUGGAGAUUUCUCUUUGAUGGCCAUGACGAAUGUUGAGGCAGGAACCUAUGAGGUGGUGGCCAACUACUUUGGUAAAAAUGAAACCUUUCAGCUGCUGCCUGCCUUCAACGCUGACCAUUUCACCCUGAGAGGAAGACAUAAAACACACACAGAGAUACCCGACAAAUCAUGUGGACUAGGAGUAUCAGCGUUGACUGGAGUCAUAGUGGGAGCUGUUCUAGGAACUGCAAUGCUUAUAGCAUUCUACUUUUUCAGAAAAAACUACAGGAUAACCAUUGAGCGGCGCACACAUAGUGAAGAGUGUGACACCGGGAAGCACCGUCAGUUACGAGAGGACUCCAUCAGAUCGCACUUCUCAGCAGCAUAAUCCUCAGCAGGAGCAGCAGUCCCUUCACACAUCUGAAUGUGACCAAAGACUUUGCAAUGGUUGUCAGUGGAGCCAUGCUGUUAAAAAAUGAGACGUUUUGUGUUGUAUCCUUUAAUGUUAAUUGACUUAUUGUAACUCAGGACAGUUGUAACAGUCACAAAGCACCACUUACUUUGAUUGUUCUCCAUACAAAAGGUAUAUGAUUGUAUUGGUGUAUAGAAAGCUUUGGCCCUAGUAUUCUUUAAGGAUUUUUAAAGAAUGUUUU
Messenger RNA from Perca flavescens (yellow perch), 1774 nucleotides. It is a transcript of the gene npr3, whose product is annotated as natriuretic peptide receptor 3. Bases 1 to 1509 code for a protein of 502 amino acids. The transcript is spliced from 8 exons. NCBI's taxonomy places the organism in Eukaryota, Metazoa, Chordata, Actinopteri, Perciformes, Percidae. The record is from RefSeq and is a predicted model, not a curated record. Gene Ontology annotation, biological process: signal transduction. Gene Ontology annotation, molecular function: natriuretic peptide receptor activity; peptide hormone binding. Gene Ontology annotation, cellular component: membrane.